GACCAUCAUGGAACAUCUGGCCUGCAGUGCGAUCGUGGCCUUUUGUUUCUGGAGGGCACUUAUUGCAGGUGCACAUCCUCCUCGAUCAGUCCUGGGAGAAAGUCAACCAUUUCAAAGAAACUUUCCGAUGAAAGGUGAUGAUAAUGUAGCUCUCUUCACGACAACAGACACAGGUUGGUUCCUUGAAACGGGCGUUUAUUGCCUUGCACGUCUUUUUCUCUGAUGCAUCCACGUCACGCCGUGAGAACUAUAUAUUUGAAUGAACACAGUAACGUUGAUAAAUUAUACAGUACUGAAACAAAGAAUACAAAUGGCGCUCGGCACGACAAUACAAAUGGCGUUUGGCACGAAUAUAAACAAAGUUCUACAGGUUGAACAAAAUACCUUGUUGGCUGCUUGUCCUGAAAAGAGGUUAUUGAAUCCUUAAAGUCCCUUGAAAGUCCCUUUACUGUCUUUCUUGGCCUCUGCCAUCAACAAUUAUAACUCAGACUAAGAUAUGCUUAAGUUAGAUUGCACACAGUCAAUUAACAAAUUCCGUAGCAGUAACACAACAGAGAACGUUAGUUCCAGGAUGGAACAUAAAAACACAAACAAUGGCCUAACGUUAAUUUUACCUGUUACAUCACAUUUAAACUCUUACCUAUACAUCAAUAAAUCAUUUAUUUAUUUACUACAUCAAAUAAACCAUGAAUUAUGUAUUAAUCAUGCAUUGUGAACACAGCAUCUAUGUAACACCACUUACACUCCCACCAAAUCACUCAUUAACUUGGAACGUGGGAUUUUCUUUUAAACAAAAAUUAUGAAAAUAAUUAAUAAAAUGUUUUAAGUCUGAAUGAACGUGAUGAACGUAUGUGAUUUAGUUAACCUCUAGUAAGGUAACUACUUUGUGAAUAGGCCUUUCAAGGUGGACUGAUCUAGUGUGUGGUUUUCCUUUACCAAGUGUAGUGUCACUGACUAGUAGCUUCAGCUUUCGCACCAUGCCGUCUGCACUAGGAUGAGCUUCUACAACCCUGGCAAGCUUCCACUCAUUUCUUGGUUGAAGUCCUUUCAAUUCCCUAACAACUUUCUGGAGCCUGGCAAUGGCUCUCACUGCUCUGGACCAGUCAGAAAACUUAAUGAAGCGAUUCACUAUUGAAUUCACUUCUUUCGUCUUGACUGCGUGGACAUGGGCCUUGCGAAGCUCAGGGUCGGUUGUUUCUACUUCUCACACCAUUUCCUCUUCACGUGGAAGACUCCGCUGCCAAAGAAAGUUGGGUCCUUUCAGCCAGUUAGACUCUUUCAGCUGAACUGCACUCAGCCCUCUUGAGGCGUAGUCGGCUGGGUUAUUUUCAGAGUUGACAUAUCGCCAUUGUUCAGGGUUUGUGCUUGAUCUUAUGCGUUGGAUCCGGUUUGUUACAAAUGUGUGAAACCUCUUGGCGUCGUUGUUCACGUAGCCAAGGACCAUUUUUGAGUCCGUCCAGUAACACUCUUGCAGGUUUUCAAUCUCGAGCUCUCUUUUGACGACAUGACCAUUACAGACUGAAGUCACAGCUGACGACAAUUCAAGUCUUGGGAUAGUCGUUAGUUUGGUAGGGGCUACUCUUGCCUUCCCCAUGACAAGUGAGCAACUGAUGUGUCCUGUUUCACUUAUAGCUCGGAGAUACAAACAUGCACCAUAUUCAUUGAGACUUGCAUCUGAAAGGUUGUGAAGCUCGUAUCGCUUGACCUCGCCAAAGCUCGAUGAAAGGUAGCUUCUUGGAAUCUUCAGGGCUGCAAAGUGAGGCAAAUCCUUAAACCAUGACUCCCAUUGUGGCAGAAUGUGCUCGGGGAGAUCUUCGUCCCAGCUUACUUUGUCUCUGCAUAGCGUCUGAAGGAUCUGUUUGCCAACUAGUAUGAAGGGAGCCACAAACCCCAGCGGAUCAUAUACGGAAGCGACUGUUGAGAGAACACCUCUCCUUGUCAGUGGAUUUUCCUUAACUACAACCCUGAAUUGGAAUUCAUAUGUUUCGACGCACCACUGAACUCCAAGUGCUCGCUCGAUGUGAAGUUCUCCUAGGGCCAUGUCUAGAUCCUUGCUUUGGGCACGUUCUGCAAGUGGUAUAGCGGCAAUCACUUCUUUGUCGAGGACCUUGAUUAUGUCUGUUGGAUUGAUCUCUUUGACUUGAGUUUUGCACACAAAGUGUACUUCUCUCUUCAGCUCAACUGAUGGCUGCACGGCAGGUGUCACUUGUCGCACUAUGAUUCUGUGACUGGUUCCUAUUGCAUUACCGUAGUCACUUGCUUGAGUCGAGCAGCCAACAAUGCUCCAGCCGAGAUCAGUUCGCUGUGCAUAUGGAUGAUUUUCUUCACCGGACAGGAUCUCCCUUGGAAGAAGGGCUUGUUGACAGUUAUAGCCGAUCAGAAGGCCUACUUCGCAAUCCAGUGGUGGUGGAAUCUUGUCGGCCAAUUGUUCCAGAUGAGGCCAUUUAAGAGCUGUUUCAGCAGUUGGAAUGUGCGACCUGUCUGCUGGAAUGAAAUCUCGUGUGAAAAGUGGUGGCAAUGGGAUCCUUUUCUCUAAAGUUGUACCCUCUCACUUGUAGACUUGUCCGUUUCUGGCAGGGUAUGACUGUUGACCUUGAAGACAUUGUGGACAGCCGCAAACUGACAUUCUCUUUGUUUGUGUUGAGGUCUUGGGCCACUUCAUCUAGGAUGAAAGUCGUAUCGCUUUGUGUAUCUAAGAGCGCGUAGACGAAUUUCUUGAUCUGUCUGUUUUGUGGACGAGACCCAGACUGGUAUGAUUGAGGACGUCUUGUAUGACUCUGUUGGUAAUUGCUGCUGCAGCUAUUUGGUGUCUGCUCUGUGCUUUGAGUAGUCGUCUACCUUUGGAUGUGUUGACCUUUGAUGUUCCUUGAACUUGUCAUCAUGCAAACAUGUCGGGUGUCUCUUCUGACAUCUUUCACAUGUACUCUUGUUAUCACACAUUCUUGAGUGAUGACCAGUCUUCAAACAUCCAAAGCAAAGCUUUUCUGCUUGCACAAACUUGACACGAUCUUGAACCGUCUGUUCACUGAACUUUCUGCAUGUGACGAGGACAUGUCCUGUUCUUUUGCAAAAAAUGCAUGAUGGGAUGUUGCUCUGUGUUGUGUUUGUGGACAGUGUCUUUGCUUGAAUGGUUUGACUUUGUGGAUGCUUUGGUUUCUCGCUUUCCACACUCUUGAGCGCUUGUAUUGAGGAUAUAGGAUUGCAAGCGAGAUCUGCUUCCUUCGAUAGAAAGUCUACAAACACUUUGAAUGGUGGGUACCCAGCGUUUGCUUGUCUGACUUCCAUCGUUUUGCGGUUCAAACUGGAUACCAGCCAAUCUGGCAACUUCAGCAGAAUCUUUUGACUCUCAUUGCAGUCAUUGAGAACUUCCAAUGUCUUAAUGUGGGGCAUUGCAGCCUCGCAGCUCUUGAGGAAGUCUGCAAAGUCUCUUAGUUCACAACCAUCCUUAGAGCUUAUCUUUGGCCAUCCAUGCAGCUUGUCUCUGAAGGACUUCCCAAUUAUGAAUGGGUCUCCAAAACGUUUUUGCAACAGCUGCCAGGCUGAGUCGUAUGCUGCUUCAGUGCCUAGUAGGAAAAAUCCUUCAACAGCUUUCUUUGCGGCACCACCUAAGUACUUUCUUAGGUAAUACAGUUUUUCAUUCUUUGGAAUGUUUUUCCUGUCUAUUAAUGUUUCGAAAGAUAGGUGCCAGUCUUGAAUAAUGCAGGCUCUGGUGUUGGGAGACGAUUGGCACUUAUAGCUUCUGCUAGCAUGUUGACCAGAUCAGAGCUAUUCUGCACUUGAUGCAUGGACACUGAAGUUGGUGGCGCUUGAGGUACCAAUUGUGGACUUUGGGGACUAGGAGCUUGACUUGUAACUGGUAGAGGUUGAGGAAUGAAUGAGGGACUUGAGGCAUAGAGGGCUUGCGUUGUGACUGGUAGAGAUUGAGGGUGGUCUGGAGGAACUGUGAGGUUAAGAACUUGAAGUUCUCCUGCUGGCUCAAUCAGUCAGUUGUCUCAAAAUUGUCUUCGACCUGAUCGUAGACCUUUACUCAAGCUCUUGCAGCGUUCAACUUCUUCACUUCCUCUAGACGUUCAAGCUUUCUACGCUUGUCUUGCAUUGCCUGUUGUCUGGCUAGGUUCUCAGAUUCAAAUUGUGUCAGCCGCUGUUUUCCUUCAGCCUCUAGCCUUUGAAGUUCUAUCGCUUCCCUUUCUUGUUCAUCCAACACUGCCAAAAUCUCCUUGGAUGCGGCAGCUUCAGCUGCAGCCUCAUUUCUUUUGACUGAGUGGAUGCUAGAGUGUAUAGAACCACAUUUUGAUCGACGAGACGGUGGCCUUGAUAGAGAACCUGUUGAGUCUAGGAUCGAGCCAACAUCAGGCCAAGGUUCUUCCUCCUCAUCUGCCGUAUGCCUUUUAAGUUGCCUUUCUGCCUUUUGAAUGAUAAAUCCUGAAAGCGAAAUGCACGUGUUUGGUUCAGGAGUUUGCAUUCUACGUAACUCCUCAUAAAUGACCUGUACAUCAGAACAGGUGCUUUUCAGCUCAGCUGGUAGAGCACGGCGCUUGUAACGCCGAGGUAGUGGGUUCGAUCCCCGGGACCACCCAUACACAAAAAAGGUAUGCACGCAUGACUGUAAGUCGCUUUGGAUAAAAGCGUCUGCUAAAUGGCAUAUUAUUAUUAUUAUUAUUAUUAUUAUUUCAUGUUCUCAAUCAGCUCAUUUAAUUCGUCCUCAGAGGCCAAAUCAGUCAAUAUUUCCUUGCCUAUUCUUGCAUGAUACUUCCACUUCUCAUGGAUGAUCCUGUACCGACGUUGUACACUCUUCAGCCUUUCUUCUUGAAGUUAUUUUCCUUUCUCUGUUAGGGAUCGGGUUCUUUCACUUCUUCGUAGCCUUUCCACUUCUUCUGCAGACUCUGUGUCUGUCGCGUCGGGUUGAGCAGGUGAUUUGGUAAUUUCACGGCAUGUCUCAGUGCUUGUGUCUGACAUUUUGAGAUGGAUGUGGUAUGUGUCUCAACGAUUGAGCUUGAAUUUGAUUUAUAUUAGGCUAUGGGUGAAUGUAAGCUACAAUAGGCCUAAAUGUGAUUAGCCAGGAAGGUUAAUAACUGUAUGAAUUCCUUAACUGUGUGAAGACUAGGUGGGUAGCCUAACUUCUAAAUAUAAACUUCAAUAUUGCAUCAAGAUAACUAUCAGCAUUUAAACUUAGCUAGACUUCAAGUUGACUUCAACUUCAAAAUAUGAUUGAAAAUUACUUUGGUACAAAUAAACUUAGUAUAAACCUUAAUCACAGAAUGAAUAUGCGUGUAAUGCAUUAAAUCACGUAUCACUUCACAUAAUAAAAUAAUUUCACAUCAGUGGAGGUACCCUUUAAACUUGGCUUAAAUUGCCCUUUAAGCUUGGCUAACACCACUUUUCAUAAAACACUCAUCUUAAUUUCAAUUUAUGAUUAUCCUUUAUCUUUACUCAAAACGUGUUCACUUGCUUAUGGAGUUAAGUUUCCCUUUAAAUCUCGUGACAACCACAAACACCAGCACAUUCGAUUUAUCCCCAAAACAUGUAGGCUAAGCACAGUAUGUAAGAUUCAUAGAGCUGAGUCCUUAGUUGCAAUUUCCAAGUUGAACCACUUCUCAUCCCACCUUAACUUGAAUGUUGUGGUAGAGUGCUUUUGGCCUGAAAAGUUGCGCUUUCAACACAGUCCAAUCACCGUUGCUUGCAGUCGCUAUGCCGACAAUGUCAUGGGCUUUGCUUAUCUGAUCUGCUGGAUCUUCGUUGCGUCGUUACCCGCGGCGGUCUUGUUGUCUCUCCUACCCGUGUUGAGCAGGCGAGUUCUCACUGUAGCUCUCUUCACGACAACAGACACAGGUUGGUUCCUUGAAACGGGCGUUUAUUGCCUUGCACGUCUUUUUCUCCGAUGCAUCCACGUCACGCCGUGAGAACUAUAUAUUUGAAUGAACACAGUAACGUUGAUAAAUUAUACAGUACUGAAACAAAGAAUACAAAUGGCGCUCGGCGCGACAAUACAAAUGGCGCUUGGCGCUUCAAUAGAAAUGGCACUUGGCGCGAAUAUAAACAAAGUUCUACAGGUUGAACAAUACCUCGUUGGCUGCUUGUCCUGAAAAGAGGUUAUUGAAUCCUUAAAGUCCCUUGAAAGUCCCUUUACUGUUUUUCUUGGCCUCUGCCAUCAACAAUUAUAACUCAGACUAAGAUCUGCUUAAAUUAGAUUGCACACAGCCAAUUAACAAAUUCUGUAGCAGUAACACAACAGAGAACGUUAGUUCCGGGAUGGAACAUAAAAACACAAACAAUGGCCUAACGUUAAUUUUACCUGUUACAUCACAUUUAAAACUCUUACCUAUACAUCAAUAAAUCAUUUAUUUAUUUACUACAUCAAAUAAUCCAUGAAUUAUGUAUUAAUCAUGCAUCGUGAACACAGCAUCUAUGUAACACCACUUACAGAUAACCUUGCCUCAACAAACAGUAAGUCAUUCACUGUCAACAGACAAAUACAUGCAUUUGAUUCGUCUCAUUCUCACAACACAUUCACUAGUGUACCUUUAAUUCAGGGCCGGCGUCAGAACGAAUCAGUUGGACGGGCCUUUGAUAGCCAUAGGCGGGCAUGUUUUUUCACCGGACCCCCUAUGUGUGCACGCGCUUGCACGUUCACAUUUUUUUUAAUGGCCGUUGAAGUAAAGACCAUAGGCAGCUCGUGAGUUUCAAGUUUGGAGAAGCUUACAAUUUAUCCUACCAUUUCUACCGAUCUGCGUGAAAGUUAUGAUUAUUUUUGUAUGCGCAUUUUCGUGGAACAGUUUCAUUUCAAUAAUAAUAACGUUUUCGUUUCUCAAAAUCAUUGACACAUGGUUAAUCAUAUAAAAAUCUGAAGUAAAAUGAUAAAAAUCUAAAAGUUAAAAUUCAACUCUGCCAUAUGGACACAUUAGCUAGGUUUCCAUCCAAUUGGCGCCAGAUUUUCAUGCGACUAUUCUAAAAUCGACAUAAAAACGAUUUGUGAAUUUUCCCACCAGAGAUGCUUCCAUCAAAUUGACUUGUUGCAGAUAAAAGGCUGUGCGUGAUGACGUAGUACAGAUAAAAAUACAUUUUGCGGUAAAUUCCCAAGUACAGAAUAAAAAAUACAAGUUAAAUGUGUUUCCUUCGCAUUUUCAACUCUACUGAUGGUUUUCUCACCAAAAAUGUUGCGUUAUAUAGCGAGUGUGCCCACUCUGGUAUUGGCACGUGAGCUCACACAUAUAGCCUACAUGAUGAGAUUUUUAUGAACAAAAGAGUAAGAUUAUUUUUAUUUGUCAAACAGCAGGCAAGCAUCGAUGAUCAUGUCACCAGAAUAAGACCCUCGAUAUUUAUUGGAAAGGAGCAUCAAACUCAUCACCUUGCACUUUCACCACCAUGUGAAGUUCAUCAUAAUUUAUUUAAUCAGUAGCCUAGUGAACGGCAUACUUUCUUGAUGAAUCGUAGUGGGAGGAACACACAAGAUGUCGUGGCGUAACUUCAAGUUUACUUCGAUAUGAUGGUUAUUAUAUCAAAAGCGUUUCCACCGACAUUUAGCUUAUUUUGUUUUGUCGACAUUUGGAAAGUUUCCAUCGGGCUUGUCAUGACAUUAUUUAUCCAACAUGCACUUUACUUGCAUAAAAAGGUUGGAUGGAAGCCUGGUUAUUGAUACACUGUGCUCCAUUGGCGGCUAAAGAAAUGAGCGCAUAGAACUCAGAUAGCCUAUAGGCCAAUGCAGCACUAGGCCUAUAACUUCCAUCAUCAACUAAGUAAAAUACAGUACAUAGGCCUAAAGCCGAAAAAUAAAAACAGUAUAAAAUAUCCUGAUGAAAAUGCUGGUUCUUUCAAUCACAUUAAUAUCUCUACUCCACCUGUCUACCUCCCUUUCUAUCUGUCUUGACUUGAGCUAUUGCUAGUGAAGUGCAACAUUGUAUCAAAUCAUCAACUGAAUCCGGCCCUGUCGUUAGCGAACUUGCAACAUUGUAUCAACUAGCCUAUUCCGGACCCUCAAGCGUUUCCCGCGCCAGUGAGCUCUGGACAGAUAUGUUUUUUUAUGACGUUUCCACUGGAUAUAUGGGCUCAUCAGAUCAUGAUAUUUUGCUCUUUCACACCGAGGCUUGGUGAUUAUCGAGGCCGUGAGUGUUGGAAAGAUUUAUGAAAUACUGAGGAACUAUCAUUUGCAAUGUAUGUUAAAAAAAAUACUUAAUUUACUAUGUGUGAGGUGAAGUAAAAAUGACGGAGAACCUCAGCUUAUUAGUGGUGGAUGUGGUGAGUUAAGACAAUCAGAAAUCAGACAUUGCCAAAUGGGCACCAGGUAGGCCUACUUUUACGCAUACGCAGGCGCGUCCUCCCUCAACGUUAUCAGGACAGAGAAACCAGACACAUGCUCAUUGCUCAAGGAGCACUCCAAACAAAAGACAAUGAAAAAUGAAAAGAUUCAAAUCAACCAAAACUUGUUACUCACAAAUGUAGCAUGUUGUGAACUCUACAAACAAUAUUUCCCCUCCGAGAAUGAGAAUGGUAAAUUAUUGUAAUUAAUACAUGCAUUAACAGAAAUGUAUGUAACCAAAUGAAGAGGGAUUAAUAGUACAUUUACUAGGCCUACUGGUAACAUAUGUAAUGGAGAAUUGAUCAACAAUAAACCAUCAACGGGCAAAUAAUUCACACAAUGAAACAAUGAAUGGGCAAGAAUUGGCGGGAGACAGCUGAGCGCAUUCUGGAGAGCUGAGUGCAUGCAUUCUGGAGCGAGACACGCCAUAUCGUCGCCAUACAUCCCUCCCCCUUGUUCCAAAAUGUUUUAUUAUACUCAAGACACAUUAUCUUCACACAUAUUUUAAAUUAAGCCGCAACUUAAUUAGCUAGACAUAUUGCCACGUGUGCUGCCCAAAUUGCUGGAUUCCCAAAUAGGCAUUGGCCUACACACUUGAUUUGAAACAAUCCACAGCCAUUUUAAAAGAAGCUAGUGGUCCUCUGUGGUUAAGUUAUGCUCUCUGGUGAAGUACUUUGAAUGUUUUUAUUUAGACAGGAGUAAUUAUAUAAUUUUGGCAAAACAUCCAUUUACUUAAGGGGAAGCCAGCAUCCUAACAGUGCACUGUGCACCCGCCAACUUUCCUUUCCAAUUCACGAGAGGCUGAAACCAGAGAUCUGUAUAUAAUGACGAGAUGCUCAUGUCUCCACCCUAACAAUGGGAGUUGUUGGCCCAAAGGCGGGAAGGCAGAUGACAAGUUUAGGUCUGCAGAUUAUGCCCAUAGCAACCCAUUGUGCUUAUUCUGUAAAGAUUUUUGUGAGAGUGUACCCUCUCGCUUCUCCUCUUCUUCUCUGCUGAAACUCUCACCAGAGAACGCAACCGAGUGAGCGAAACAGCGCCCCUCUGUCUUACUACGUGUAGUCAAUGUAUCUGAUGCUGCCUGGACAGAAAUAGUAUUACAUGCCAUACUCUUUUGGUCUAGACAGCAACAAAUACAUGGUCUACACAUACUGAGACAGAGGGGCUCUGUUUCGCUCGCUCGGAUGCUUUAUCUGCGUCUCGGUAAAAUCAAUCUAUAUCAAUAUUUCAAUAGUUUAUUUGGACGUGCAAGGAGGUAGGUAGAGCGGGCCCCCUUAAGGCCGCCCAUAAAGCCAGCCCAGGUUACAUUUAAUGCCUACGCAGAGUACAUAUAAGGCCCACUAAUCCAAUGUUAAAUUAACACUUUUUAGAGUUAAAAAUAACACUGUUUCAGUUUACUGACAUACCUUGACGCAUUAGCUUUAUGUUUUGGUAUAGGCUACAUACAGUAUUAGUUUGGACAAAGUGAAAAAAUAAACAUACAAUGUUCAGUAACUCUUUAAUAAUAAUUAAAUUACUAUAAAUAUGCUUAUGUUCCAAUUUCCACACUAGCAUACCACCUACGGUGCUUGCUCAAUACAUUGCUUCAAUCUAUGUAGUAUGCUAGUGUGGUGGGUAUUUGGUAAAUUCUCAGGAUAUUCUCAGAAUUUACCCCAUUCUCCUGUCCCCUGCAUCCCACAGCUGUUAACUCCACCAAGGCUGGUCCCCCUAGUGGGGACGUUAACUCCAACACCUGGCCCUACCUGGCUGCAGCGCUGGCCACCGCCCUGACCAUCUCCCUGUUCAUCGUGGUGGCCGUCAAGUGCCGCCUCUUCCACCGCUACCUAGCCAGCUACCGCCACUCGUUGCUCCCCGAGGGGGACACAGCCAGCCAGCACAGCCCAGACGAGGUGACCUUCCCUGGGCACGGCAUGGUGGGCAGAGGAGGUGGAGGUAAUGGGACCCACCGAGGGUUGGAUACUGAUGACGACGAUGGCUUCAUAGAGGAUAAUUACAUCCAGGCCAGCGAGAGGGCGAGGGCAGAGAGUCACGAGGACGAAGGGAUGGAAGGAGAGGUGGUGGAGGAUAGUGAUGAUGAUCUUCAGUUCACCAUUGGGUGAUUUUAGGACUGGUUGAAAAUGAUUAUUUACAGUUGAUUGGGUGACAGUGGUGGGUUCACUUCACAGAAUCCCAUGCUGUCCAGACCAGACCUGGGUUCAUAUAAUAUUUGUUUGCUUUCAGAUGCUUCAGCUGUGCUUAAUUAAGCUUGUGUGUCACCCUAAAGUGAAAAAACCCGCCCUCCAGGUGAAACAGGCACUCCAGGCAGUCUCAAUCAAACACUCAACAUAUUUGAAAGAAAACUAUUACUAUUUGAAUCCUGGUCUGGUGAGAAUAUGUUGAAAGAUGAAAUAUACUGAGAAAUGAUCAUGGUCCCAUUUUAAACAAACAACAACCUAUUAAGGCUUUAUAGAACAUUCAUAAAAUCUUCAUAAAU
Molecule: messenger RNA, 10763 nt
Organism: Coregonus sp. 'balchen'
Lineage: Eukaryota; Metazoa; Chordata; Actinopteri; Salmoniformes; Salmonidae
Source: the annotation of a GenBank genome assembly